Molecule: messenger RNA, 1135 nt
Organism: Thermothelomyces thermophilus ATCC 42464
Lineage: Eukaryota; Fungi; Ascomycota; Sordariomycetes; Sordariales; Chaetomiaceae
Exons: 2
Coding region: 41-943 (300 amino acids)
Biological process (GO): translation
Cellular component (GO): mitochondrial large ribosomal subunit
Molecular function (GO): structural constituent of ribosome
Source: RefSeq, a predicted model, not a curated record
CAGCCUUAGCACUCUCUCUGCCACGACCACAAAGCCGACCAUGCCACCGAUACCGUUUGCGCAGGCGGCGCGAUGCUGCGCUGCAGCGAUUAAGGCCCCCGCGAGGCAACCGAGCCUGGUCUCCCUCUUUGCCGCCCUCUCAGUACAGACACGGAGCGCAUCGAUCCUCGCGAACCUCUCGGACAACAAGGGCGCCUACCACAAGCGCAUUCGCAGAGGCCGUGGUCCCUCGUCCGGCUACGGCAAGACGGCCGGCCGCGGUCACAAGGGUACCGGUCAGCACUCUAGAAUCAAGCCGUGGUUCCAGGGCGGCCAGACACCACUCAUCGUCAGCCAUGGCCGUCACGGCUUCGUCAACCACCGUGCGCCCGAGAUGAUGGAAUUCAACAUCGACCAGCUCCAAACCUGGAUCGAUAACGGCCGCCUCGAUCCGACGAAGCCCAUAACCCCCCGCGAGCUCAUCAAGUCGGGCAUUGUAGGAAGCACGAUCAAGGACGGGAUCAAAAUACUGGCCCGCGGCGGAGACAAAUUAAAGACACCCGUCGACAUCUUUGUGUCCCGCGCAUCCGCCGCCGCGAUCAAGGCGGUCGAGGCCGCCGGCGGUAAGAUUGUGACGCGGUUCUACACCAAGGAGUCGCUUAAGCGGCUGGUCAAAGGGCAGAGCAUCAACACGGACAAGCCGCUUCCCGUGGGGCCGGAGCACGUCGAGAGCGUGCUGGAGCAGGUCCGGACGAGCAAAAAACACUACUAUCGCCUGCCCGACCCGACGAGCCGUGACGACAUCGAGUACUACCGCGAUCCUGCGCACAGAGGCUACCUAAGCCACACCCUGAAGCCGGGCGAGUCGCCCAGCUUGUUCUUCAAGGUUCCUGGCACCGAGGCUCCAAAGGCCAGGCCCAUGUCCAAGGAGAAGGCAGAGGAGCUGGCCUCGAGGCUGUUCUAGACGGUGGGGAGGGGGCUCUAGAGGGCAUUCUAGCAGGUCGCACGUGUCUUGUCCAUAGAACACAUGUAUUUUAUACGGAGGUUGGUCUGGGAAGACUUUGCAAUCCUAUGCCAAGGCUAGUGAUAGAAGAUGGUUCCAAUAGAUAGAAGAAAAGGUUGUAGUAUUAUAAAUAGUUCAAAAGCACGAUGUCUU